AUGGAGCUGGAAUACCAACUGCCCAACGCCACCGCGUUUUGGUUCUCCCCAGCUUCCCCCUUUGACAACUUCUCCAUGGAAGCACCUACCAACGUGUCACAGAACGCCACAGGCCACCACUUUGACCUGACCAGCAACGCCAUCCUCACCUUCAUCUACUUUGUGGUCUGCAUCAUCGGGCUGUGCGGCAACACGCUGGUGAUAUAUGUCAUCCUUCGUUAUGCCAAGAUGAAGACCAUCACCAACAUCUACAUCCUCAACCUGGCCAUCGCAGAUGAGCUGUUCAUGCUCGGUCUGCCCUUCCUGGCCAUGCAGGUCGCCCUGGUACACUGGCCCUUUGGUAAAGCCAUCUGCAGAAUUGUCAUGACAGUGGAUGGGAUCAACCAGUUCACCAGUAUCUUCUGCUUGACGGUCAUGAGCGUUGACCGGUACCUGGCUGUCGUCCAUCCCAUUAAAUCUGCCAAGUGGAGGAGGCCCAGGACAGCCAAAAUGAUCAAUGUGGCCGUUUGGGGCGUUUCCCUCUUGGUGAUCAUGCCCAUCAUGAUUUAUGCUGGGGUGCAGCAUAACCACGGCAGGAGUAGCUGCACCAUCAUCUGGCCGGGAGAGUCGGGUGCCUGGUACACGGGCUUCAUCAUCUAUGCCUUCAUCCUGGGCUUCCUGGUGCCUCUCACCAUUAUCUGCCUUUGCUACUUGUUCAUCAUUAUCAAAGUCAAGUCCUCAGGCAUCAGAGUGGGCUCCUCCAAGAGGAAAAAGUCUGAGAAGAAAGUCACCAGGAUGGUUUCCAUUGUGGUUGCUGUCUUCAUCUUCUGCUGGCUCCCCUUCUACAUCUUUAACGUCUCCUCAGUCUCCGUCCUGAUCGUGCCCACGCCUGUCCUCAAAGGCAUGUUCGACUUCGUGGUGGUCCUCAGUUAUGCCAACAGCUGUGCCAACCCCAUCCUUUACGCCUUCUUGUCUGACAACUUCAAGAAGAGCUUUCAGAACGUUCUCUGCCUGGUGAAGGUCAGCGGCAUGGAUGAGGCGGACCGGAGCGACAGCAAGCAGGACAAAUCCAGGCUCAACGAGACCACAGAAACCCAGAGGACCCUGCUCAAUGGUGACCUGCAGACGAGCAUCUGA
This is a messenger RNA of Antrostomus carolinensis (chuck-will's-widow), 1116 nucleotides long. RefSeq names its product somatostatin receptor 2 (gene SSTR2). Lineage: Eukaryota; Metazoa; Chordata; Aves; Caprimulgiformes; Caprimulgidae. The transcript has a single exon. Gene Ontology annotation, cellular component: neuron projection; plasma membrane. Gene Ontology annotation, biological process: cellular response to estradiol stimulus; cellular response to glucocorticoid stimulus; neuropeptide signaling pathway. The record is from RefSeq and is a predicted model, not a curated record. Gene Ontology annotation, molecular function: somatostatin receptor activity; neuropeptide binding. The coding region runs from base 1 to 1116 and encodes 371 amino acids.